Octodon degus (degu) is the source of this 2266-nucleotide messenger RNA. Its product is annotated as zinc finger protein 709-like. Gene Ontology annotation, cellular component: nucleus. Lineage: Eukaryota; Metazoa; Chordata; Mammalia; Rodentia; Octodontidae. Gene Ontology annotation, molecular function: RNA polymerase II transcription regulatory region sequence-specific DNA binding; DNA-binding transcription factor activity, RNA polymerase II-specific. Gene Ontology annotation, biological process: regulation of transcription by RNA polymerase II. The transcript has 4 exons. The record is from RefSeq and is a predicted model, not a curated record.
AUGUUCUCCAGCACAACGGGGCUGACAGACGGUGUCAGCGCCGCAGCCAGCGGCCUCGGUCCCCAGUCGGCCCUGCGGUACCCGCACCCUCGGAGCCCGCAUGUGCACGCUUCCCUCCGGGAGGCGGUGACCUUCGAGGACGUGGCUGUGAACUUCUCCCGGGAGGAGUGGGCCCUGUUGGAUCCUUCCCAGAGGAAGCUCUACCGAGAUGUGAUGUGGGAGACCCUGAGGCACCUGGCCGCCGUAGGAAGGAACUCAGGUGAAGAACACUUUGGAGAUGAGCAUAGCAGGUGCAGGAAAAGUCUGAGAAGUGAAGAUGUAGAGAAAUCCUGUAAAGAUACAUUAUGGAGCCAAUAUGGACAAGGGGCUUCUCAGACUCCAGAGCCACAUGUGCACACGAGAGGUGUUGGUGGAACACCCCACGAACGCAUUGCUUCUAGAAGCGUCCUGGCAGGUGGCUCGUCAGCGCAUGGCCCCGUCAUGGCUAACACUGAGCUCAGAGCAUAUGGGCAGCAAGGAUUUGAAGAGAAGCUUCCUCCCUGUAGCCAACAUGGGAAAUCCUGCACGAGACUCCAAUCCUUUCAGGAACAUGCAAAGACAAGUCCUCGGCAGAGGCCCCAUGACUACAUGCCAUGUUCAAAAGCCUCCUGUCAUUUGACUGAAGAAAGUACCGUGGAAACAAGACCUGAUGUCAAAUCAUGUGCUACUUAUAGUAAUAUUCGAAUUGGGGAAACAGGUCACAGGGAUGUGAAUACGUAUAUGUGCACACCAUGUGGAAAUGGUUGUAAUUCUCAUGAUACUCAGAUACAUGGAAAAUCUAGUGCUGGAGAAAGCACACAUGAGCGUGAGCACCAAGGAAAAUCCUUCAGUAACACUUUGUUGAAUAAUCCUGAAAGAACUCACAUUGUGGAGAAACCCUAUGUAUGUAAGCAGUGUGGGAAAGCUUUCAUCAGAUACAUUAAAUUCAAAGAACAUGAGCAAACUCACAGUAGGGAAAAUCCCUUCAUAUGUAAGCAAUGUGGAAAAUCUUUCAGAACACAAAGUUCUUGUCAAGUGCAUGAACGAAUCCACACUGGGGAGAAACCCUAUGUAUGUAAUCAGUGUGGAAAAUCUUUUAGAACAAAAGCUUAUUGUCAAUUACAUGAAAAGACUCACAGUACAGAGAAAGCCUAUAUAUGUAAGCAGUGUGGCAAAGCUCUCAAGGCCUAUGCUUCUUAUAAAGCACAUGGGAGAAGUCACAGUGGGGAGAAACCCUACGUAUGUGUGCACUGUGGGAAAGCUUUUGCCAGAAAAAGGAGUUGCCGAGUACAUGAACGGACGCACACUGGGGAGAAACCCUAUGUAUGUCAGCAGUGUGGGAAAAGAUUUACUGGAAAAGAUAGAAUGCGAGUCCAUGAAAGGUCUCACAGUACAGAGAAACCCUAUAGAUGUAAGCAAUGUGGAAAAGCUCUAAAGACAUACGAUUCUCAUAAAGUACACGAAAGGACUCACUCUGGGGAGAAACCGUAUGUAUGUAAGCAAUGUGGCAAAGCUUUUACCAGAAAUAAGAGUCUUCAAGUACAUGAAAGGACUCACACAGGCGAGAAACCCUAUGUAUGUCAGCAGUGUGGGAAAGCUUUUAGCAAAAAAGAUAAUUUGCACAUACAUGAAAGGAAUCAUGCUGGAGAGAAACCGUAUGUAUGUCAGCAGUGUGGAAAAUCAUUCAUCACAAGAGAUAGACUGCAAGCACAUGGAAGAACUCACUCUGGAGAGAAACCUUAUGUCUGUCAGCAAUGUGGCAAAGCUUUUGCCAGCAAAGGGAAUUGUCAAGUGCAUGAAAGAACGCACACCAAGGAGAAACACCAUGUAUGUCAGCAAUGUGGGAAAGCUUUUAGUUCACGGAGAUCUUGCCAAAAUCAUGAACGGAGUCACACUGGGAGGAUGCCCAUUGUAUGCCAGCAAUGUGGGAAAGCUUUUAGUUCGCACACAGCUUGCCAAAAUCAUGUACAGAGUCACACUGGGAGGAAGCCUUAUGUCUGUCAGCAAUGUGGGAAAGCUUUUACUAGCAAACAGAAUUGUCAGAUACACGAAAGGAAACACACUGGGGAGAAACCCUAUGUAUGUUAGCAAUGUGGGAAAUCGCUUAGCACAAAAAAUAGACUGCAAGCACAUGAAAGGACUCACUGGAGAGAAAUCUUAUGUAUGUAAGCAAUGUGGAAAAGCUUUCAGCACAAGAAAUGACUGUCAAAAACAUGAAAGGAUUCACACUGGGGAGAAACCCUAUGUA